Talpa occidentalis (Iberian mole) is the source of this 1396-nucleotide messenger RNA. Its product is annotated as olfactory receptor 4D5. The record is from RefSeq and is a predicted model, not a curated record. NCBI's taxonomy places the organism in Eukaryota, Metazoa, Chordata, Mammalia, Eulipotyphla, Talpidae. Gene Ontology annotation, biological process: G protein-coupled receptor signaling pathway. The transcript has 3 exons. Bases 377 to 1321 code for a protein of 314 amino acids. Gene Ontology annotation, cellular component: membrane. Gene Ontology annotation, molecular function: G protein-coupled receptor activity; olfactory receptor activity.
GGAUGGGUUAGUGGUGCUAAAAGAUGGGCAGGGAGUCUGCAAGGGGAAUUCGUGAACAAUCUGAGAGGCGGGGUGAGGAAAGACUUCGAGAAAUAAAGGGGCCUAGACCACUCCUCCCUCGUUCCGGCGCGAGGUUAGGGGAGGGGGGGCGCAGCUGACUCGAAAGCAACGAGAGCAGAAACACCUGCUGACGUAGGGCUUUCGUCAGAUUGAAGUGGCCUAGUGCGGCCUUUUGAAGAAGAGAACUGGGGAUUCUUGUGUGGAUAUUUAUGAACCACCGAAGCGCCCUCCUGGCUGUGUGCACCACCACGUGGAGAGAAAGUGUGCAAAGAGGAAUGAAAAGCAGCAGGUUGACUUACCAGGUCAUACCAAGCAGAUGAAUCCAGCAAAUCAUUCCCACGUGACUGGUUUUGUACUACUAGGGCUCUCUCAGGUAUGGGAGCUUCGGCUCCUCUUCUUCAUUGUUUUCUCUGUUGUGUAUCUCAUGUCUGUAACUGGAAAUCUACUCAUUGUGGCUAUAGUGACCUCUGACCCACGCUUACAUACAACCAUGUACUUUCUCUUAGGCAAUCUUUCUUUCUUAGACUUUUGCUAUUCUUCCAUUACUGCACCUAGGAUGCUGGCUGACUUACUCUCAGGAAACCCCAUAAUUUCCUUUGGUAGCUGCCUGACUCAGCUCUUCUUUUUCCACUUCAUUGGAGGGAUCAAGAUCUUUCUGCUGACUGUCAUGGCAUAUGACCGCUAUGUUGCCAUUUCCCAGCCUCUGCGCUACAUGCUGAUUAUGAAUCGGACGGUCUGUGGGCUUUUCAUGGCAGGCUCCUGGGUGGGGGGCUUCAUCCACUCCAUUGUACAGAUUGGACUGACUGUGCAGCUGCCAUUCUGUGGACCUGACAAGCUGGACAACUUUUACUGCGAUGUGCCCCAGCUGAUUAAAUUGGCCUGCACAGAUACCUUUGUUUUAGAGCUUCUGAUGGUGUCGAACAAUGGUCUGGUGACCCUGAUGUGUUUCCUGGUGCUGCUGGGGUCAUACACAGCACUGCUAGUCAUGCUCCGAAGCCACUCACGGGAGGGCCGCAGCAAAGCCCUAUUUACCUGUGCCUCCCAUCUUUCUGUGGUAACCUUAAUCUUCGUGCCUUGCAUCUACAUCUAUGCAAGGCCAUUUCGGACCUUCCCCAUGGACAAGGCAGUCUCUGUGCUGUACACAAUGGUCACUCCCAUGCUGAACCCUGCCAUCUAUACCCUGAGAAACAAGGAAGUCAUUAUGGCCAUGAAGAAGUUGUGGAGGAGACAAAAGGAUGUUCUUGUUCCCCUGGAGCACUGACCCUAGAUUAGCAGAAGCAGGACAUGAGAAUCUUGGAGCUGCUUCAGUGUACAACCUAUUUCACAGGACUCACAA